AUGCCUGAUAAAAUUCAUCUUGAACAAAUAGGAGCCAACGACCCCUCACUACCCUCAACUGCACCUUCAAAUGUACAAAAAACAGGAACAGAUGAUACAGUUAACCCACCACCGAAGAGCUUUAUGCAGAAUUUUUACAAUAGGGAAACUAAACAGUUCUGUGGAAGAACAUGUGAAAGUUGGGGUAAAAUUAUUGCAUAUGGGAUCAUUUACCUAUUGUUUUUAUGUACAUAUACUUUAGUAAUUCUCUACUUAACAUUACUUGUGAUAAAACAAACCACUGAUUUUAAGACCCUAAAACCAUCAGCUUUAGUUUAUCCAUUAUCUGGUAUUGGUCUUACUGCAAUACCAACAUCAGAAAGCACCAAUCCAUUAAUUUGGUAUAGAAAAGGCGAGAAGAGUGAUUAUAAAAAAUAUAUCAAAGCAAUCGAAAAAUUUCUUCUUAGCAACAGUAACAAUACAGAACGGGUUAUGGAGAAUCUUGGCCCGUGUGGACGACCGCCUUAUGGUUAUGGAGAAAAUCCCUGUAUAAUUAUAAAAAUUAACAAGCAUUUCUACUGGUCAGGUAAGCCUUUGCAGCUGAAUACAACAAAUACAAGCAUAAUUCCUCCAGAUGUAAUCAAGUGGAUGAUGAUUGACAAGAAUAAACUUUGGGUGGAAUGCAGCGGGUACCAUGCAUAUGACAAAGAACACAUUGGCAGUAUAAAAUACUAUCCUAAUCCACCUGGAAUUGAUUCAGAAUCGUUUCCUUUAUACAGCAGUGGUAGAUCUCAUUUAAUAGCAAUACAGAUUUCUGAUUUUACAAUGGGAGUGUCGUUGGCGAUACAAUGCAAACUUUGGUAUGAAUCUGGACCUUCUGUUAUUGAUUUCGUUUUGUAUGUUGCUCCAACUGAUAUUAUAGCAUUUUCUGGACUAGCCUAUUUUAAUGAUUAA
Molecule: messenger RNA, 933 nt
Organism: Arctia plantaginis
Lineage: Eukaryota; Metazoa; Arthropoda; Insecta; Lepidoptera; Erebidae
Source: the annotation of a GenBank genome assembly